AUGACGGAGAGCGGCCGGGAGAUGGCCCUGCCGGCUAUCCCCGACGAGCUCCUGGCGGAAAUCCUCCUCCGCCUUCCCACCCCAGAGGACCUCAUCCGCGCCUCCGCCGCCUGCGUCUCCAUCCGCCGCCUCGUCGUCAACCGCGCCUUCCUCCGGCUUCCGCCCCGCCUUACCGCCUCACCCCUCCGCGCCGUCGCCCGCGCCGCCGACUUCGACUUCGCCUUCCUCCCCGCACCUGCCUUGGACUGGUCCGUGCGGGAAGUCCGCGACGGCCGCGUCCUCCUCGACAGACCCUGCCGGCACGCCGGUGAUGGGCUCGGAUCCGUCUUCAAGGAGAUGGUGGUGUGCGACCCCCUGCACCGGCAGUAUCUCCUGCUCCCCCCGCUCCCCGGUGACCUAGCCAUUUCGAUUGUUGUCGCGCUCGCGAUUGAAGGGCCGUGCUUCGGCGAAUCCUUCCUCGCCCCUCCCGGCGACGACGAGGAGGCAGCUGCUACUACUGAGGGGACGUCAUUCAGAGUGAUCUGGAUGACGCUGCUCCAAACUAAGCCGAUGGCCGCUGUCUUCUCCUCCGGCACAGGGCAAUGGCAAACCCUGAGUCGGAGUGAGCCGUUACCUGGCUUUUUGUUAUCCACGUGGAAGUUUUGGUUCGUGUCGCGCCAUUACGCACAUGGUUGCUUCUACUGGGUUUCAGGUACCAGUGAAAAAUUGCUCGUGCUUGACAUCCGGACAAUGGAGUUCUCCAUGGUUGACCACCCACCCUGCGCCAGAUUUUCGGGCGAUGAAGUGGCCAUCGUCGAGGCAGGCCAAGGCAUAACUCCGAUGUUUGUGCCUAAACCGGACACAUCUCGCCUAAUUUAUACUGUUUGGCGAAACAAUGGUGGGAGUUCCACUCAGUGGCAAAUGGAGAAUGAGCCAUUCUUGCUGGAUUCUGGGUCCGUGAUCAAGGGUGCGGUGGGUAGGCACUUGCUCCUAUAUUAUGUUGGAAGCUCGUCAGUUGAGCGAGGUUGUUACACGCGGGACGUCGACACAUUCCAGCUUGAGAGGGUGUGUGGUGCAUAUCCCGACCCGUCAGAAGCAUAUUGCAACUUCCCACCGUCGUUAUUAUCGUCGCCGACAGUGUCAAGUGGCACACGCCAUGCUGACGCCCAGGGAGCGGGGGAUGAUGUGCUGGCGCCUGAACUACAGGAAGCUGACCCUGGAGGCGUCCAAGGACCUGUUGUCGCAGCAGCAGCCCAAGCUCUGAACCGCUUGUUCGUCGUCGAAGGGACACGCCAUGCUGAUAUCCAGGGAGCAGGGGAGCCUGAAGUACGAGAAGCUGACCCUGGAGGCGUGCAAGGACCUGUUGUCGCAGCAGCCACCCAAGCUUUGAUCCCCUUGUUCGUCGUUGAAGGCACACCCCAUGCUGAUGUUGUCCAGGGAGCGGAGAUCGAUGUGCUGGUGCCUGAACUACGGGAAGCUGACCCUGAAGGCGUGCAAGGACCUCUUGUCGCAGCGGCCGCCCAAGCUCCAGACCCCUUGUUGGUCGUCGAGAACGAUGACGAUGCUGAGGCGGGUCACGGCGGUGCAAGGAGGAGGCGCUGAGGUUCGGGCUGGGGCUGGGGCUGGACCUGCGGAGGUUGCAGAGCCGUGUAGGCGAGGUGGAGACUGCGGCGUGUCGGGAGGCGAGGGGCCAGAGUAUGUGGUGGUAGAAUUGUAGCUAGAUGGAGCGAGCAAGAGUGACUCCAUGCAUCCUUUUUGUAAAGCUUACUUGUUUGAUCUUGUGCCGUGCUGGUCUCUGCUUGCUCUUUCCUGUGCAACUGUGGCUUGCGCAUUGUCGUUUUUGUUGUGAUAUCAACUCAGU
This is a messenger RNA of Triticum dicoccoides, 1840 nucleotides long. RefSeq lists its product as uncharacterized. NCBI's taxonomy places the organism in Eukaryota, Viridiplantae, Streptophyta, Magnoliopsida, Poales, Poaceae. The record is from RefSeq and is a predicted model, not a curated record. Bases 1 to 1581 code for a protein of 526 amino acids. The transcript is spliced from 5 exons. Gene Ontology annotation, molecular function: protein binding.